AUUUUAAGAUAUGGGGUAACAAAGAUGCGUUUAUCUGAUUGGACGAUGGCUAUGGGAUAUGAAGAAUCUUCAUGUGCAUUAUGCGAAGAUUACAUAGCUCUAAGUGGAGACAUUUGACCUUUUACUUCGAAGGCCGCAGAAAUGUUAAUCCAACGGAGCUAACACUCCGCCCCACUGAGUUGAUAUCGAGGGGAUGAAUCUAAAUCGAUAAAAUGGAUACCCACUGACUUUUUAUUUCAUGGAGCACUACACCUGUAAUUUACAGUGUGCAAUGAAUAGUUUCACGUUUUGUAAUGUAAAAUUGCUCAUACGUUUCGUAUAAUCUUCUAUCUGCAGGGGCAAUUAUAAAAAAAAACAUCAUUUGAAAUAUACUUUUGCAUGCAUGCAUCACGUGCGAGCUGGACAAGAAUAAUACAAAUUGAGAAGUUGCGAGAAGUAUGAUGACGGAAGUUGUACCCGGAAAAGAAAAGCAGCAAUUUACAUUUAAUACAAAGAUUGUAAAUGUUUCCCUUGUAACGUUUCGAGAAAUACAUUUUUAGACUUUCGAAAAGUUCAAGAAGUUUCGCGAUUCAUUCUACAUUCAGCAUAGACAAGUCUAUGAACCACGGGUCGACGUUUCACUCGGGCAUUCCACCAUGAAAGAAAAUCCCACUCCCAUGAAAGGUAACGAUAUACUACGGCGCAAGCUCCGUGCUCGAAGAGAGCUUGCGAGCCACACGACCAACUGGCAGACGUGUUUUCAAACAGUCGUCGGAGUUGGUCGGUCGCAUGGCUGUCUCGCGUGCGUCCGCGUGAUCGCAAAUUUCUUCUUCGGGGUAAAAAGAUCACGACGAAGCGAUGACCCUGCGGAUCGCAGACAGAAAUAAUCGUUGCUCGAUAUUAAUGACUCAGCGAGAGAUGUCGAUACCAAUCGCGCGCGUAUAUGAAAUUAAUCCUUGUGCUUAAAUUGACAUGAUGAAAAACAGAUCAGAUGUUACUUGUGCAAAUAUAAUUAGCGGCAAAGUGUAUGUUCCCAAUAAAAUGUGACGUAAACGUGCAAACACCAGUGAAUGUUGUCGUAUUGACGGUGAAUUGCAAAUAAAGAGGAUCCAGUUUUUCUGUCGUAAUUUGCAAAAUUGAUCUCACAAAAAUUUUGAUACAUGAAAAAGAAAUUUAUUACAUAAAUAUCAAGUUUAUCACGUUUAUAUAAACGUGAUAAACUUGAUAUUUGAUAAAAACAUGAAAAUAGUUGUCGUUAUCUGGUGAAAAGGUGUGAGAUGCAGUGUGCGCUAUUUAUCGUCCCCAAGGAUGACGGACACGAUCAAACAGCAUGUCUAUGGAAACGGCAUUCCUAGAACGAGAAUCCCAAAGGUAUUAUCAGCAAGAUAAUCGCUCCGUCCAAGGUUAUUUGCAAGUGGAACAACCAUUAAGGACAUCAUUGUGCUAUCGUAGGUGUCCACCGGAAAAAAGGUGUCCCUCUCGUAUCGAGAUCGAUUUACCUUCCAUAAAAAAUGUACAGGCAAAUUACUUGCUAUUUCCUGUUUGCAUAAUAACGUUGACACCACGCCGAAUACCCCGAGGAAAACUCUGCGUGACGAAUCGCGCCAUCCUGGCUGAAUCCUUGACUUGACAAGGAAACAUCUGGUACCAGUUUCAGGAAUACAUCAAUUUCGAAACGCCACUCUCCUUUCAUGCAAAUUGAUAUAUGUCACCGAGUCAUGGUAACGAUGUAAAGAAUGAGAGGGAUGAAAUUUUAAUGACGUCACUCCCGAGGGCGACGAUAGCACAGAAAGCACUGAAAUCCGGAUCGAUCGUGCCUUUUUUAAACGAUCGUUAAGCGCUCGCUCUCGACAAAGUCGCGAUAAUGGGGUUAUCAACAUCUAAUUCUACAUCCUAUAUAGGACACCUGCUCGCAACUACGCAGCUAAUAAGAUUAACACGUGGUAAUUUCCUUAAGUGCAUCGAGCAGAUCGGCCGAGUUUAGCGAAAGAACAACGAGGGUGGAACCCGUUGCGCAAACAAAGAAAGGGGUCUCUUCGCGAUCGUAUGAGAGUUUAUCGACGAGUGACCGACUAUGCUAGCUUAAACCGACCUACGUCUCAUCUCAAGUCAAGAAAGAGGACAACCCACCACGAUUCAGCGGAAUUGUGAGUCACAUGCCUCGAUGCGUGAUACAUCUGGAUCUUAUGACUAAUCAUCACCCUGUUCUUCGCCUGCCGGUACUAAUGAAGAUAGAUUAACAUUCAGAGGGAAAGAUUCGUAAUUGUGGAAGAAAUCGUAAAUUGUUUACUGCGAUUGACGUGCAUCUGCUAGCAAUGUUUGCUAUUUAUAUUUCUCGCUGUUUUUAACUUGGAUUUUCUUCACUGAACAACCGAGCAAAGCAGUAUAAACUUAAAGUCCAAGGAUCAUCUCGUGCUUUCUAACGAAAUAGCAUGACGACUGUGCGUCACGACGCGUAUUCGUGCCCAUAAGAAGACGGUAGCUAUAGCAAAAUCAUUUAAUCGAUGGGACACAUACACAUAUUUGUCGACCGACUUUGUGAACUUGUACUAUUAUACGGAAGCAACAUACAGGACGCAAACGAAGAUCCGUAACGAAAUAUUCCGCUUGCGUACGUGCGUUCGUGGUGUGGAAUAUCUGAACGAUCGUAUUGUCGUGAGAUUAAAAAUGGAGCUAUUGCGAGUGAUCGAUCUUUAGCUGCGCGGAACGCGACGUGCCAGUCCAUUGAUCUCUGCGGUUUGUUUUCUCGUGCGAGACGGUGAUUAAAUUUUUACGAAGCUGCUAUAGCCGCUGUACGAUAGUAUGAAGUAGUAAUGAAAUGUCGACAUGAAGUCGCCUGAUUUUUAUGUCAUGUGCUUCGAGAGAAAGCAGAUAUAAUAGAUAAUAUACACGAUGUUACUUAGACUCGUAAAAGCAAGAUUUUCAUUUCGAAGAUAACUCGUCGUCCUGGAUCUUCGGCGUCAGCGAGAUAUUGGAAUUUGUAGAAAUUGGAAAAAUCUAUCGAAAAGAUUUAAAAAAGUGGAUAUUAGAGAAAGAUUGAUAUAGAUCGUAGAGUGUCACGCGAUGGGCAGAAAACAGAAGCAUCGUAUGAUACCGGAACAGGAUCGCAGAAUUUGCGGCAGCAUAUGCUUCUUCCAGUUCACCUUUGUCAUCAGUUGCGUUGCCUUGGUCUAUCUUAGCGUAGCAAUCUACGCUCCAUCGUACAGAGCUUUCCACACCGGCAUCGAGCCGGACCCGGUGAUGUGCCAAACCGUUAACGCCACGAUGGUGAACAAUUGCGGCUGGGCGAGCUGCGGCGAAUGGUGCUUGACAAAAACCAGCGGCUUUUGUCCCCAAAUUCACGCGACCGUGAGACGUAAUGGUACCGAUGUAGUUUUCGAGAACUGCACCAAGUACAGCACGAUCGCAUGUCCUCAGGUGAACAUGGGUAGCAUGAAGAGGUACAAUUGCAACAACGGCAGUGAGUGUGGCAUGCUGACGGGCGUGUUCAACUGCAGUCUCGGGCAUUGUUCUAACAUGAGCGAGCUGAUGCUCUGCCACCACAAGGCGGACGGUAUCGUCGUCGACAGCGAGAAGGACAACAUGAAGCUGAACGGCUUCUUCAGCUGUCAGAACUCCAGAUGCACGAAAAUCAAGCAUGCCUUCACCUGCGACCGAUACUGCCCGAACAUCACCACCAGUGACAUCAACGUGUAUCUGAUGCAAGGGGACAACAUCAUUUCCGCCAGGUGCUCCCAUGGCGUGGCCUUGAACAGGGCGAACGGUAGUCUGCCUGGUACCAGACUGGACGAGCCCGUGAAGAUCUGGGACGAGCAAAACGGCAGCAUCAUCGCGAGCUGCUUUGCCGUGAAGAAGGAAGGCAGCGUCAUCAGCACGGAAGAUUGCGUGAACGGCACCCUGCUGAGCGAGCUCGCGGUUCCCCAACCAUCCAUUAACUUCACGAGCUUCCUGAAAAUCUACGAGAAGAGUCUGCAGCAUCCGGCGGAUCCCACAAACGCCUACGUUCCAGCUCAGCAGUCCCUGACGAUCUAUAACAGCUCACGACUGUACAUCAAUCUCGAACGUUGCGUCAACACCUUGAGGGGUGAGUGCAGGCAGUUCCAGGUCACUCACGGCCGCGACGGCGACAAUCAGACGGCGCAGAGCAGGUAUCCCUGCUAUUACAACAAGAACAACUCGUUCUUCGUGGUGGCGCGGUUCGACCUGAAGAAGACGCGGAUGGAACUGCUGAUCGCCAUAAUCGUGCCGGUCGCGCUACUCAUCAUCAGCCUGAUCAGUCUGAUCGUCAUUACGCGAUCGGUGAAGGUGGGAGACGACGCGAAGAUGAGGUGCACGUACUGCGUCGACAAGCAAGAGGUCGAGGACGAGGACGAGGGACUCGUGGAGGCAACGUCCUCCGCCACUCAAAGUCAGGCCAACGAGAACGAGAUCAGGAGUAUGGCCCUUUAGCAGUAUAAGCUGCUGGGUUACGAAAGACUGCCAUUGAUCGACGUGGAUGACGCUGAAGAUUCCUUUUAAGAGAAGAGCAGUAGUACGGCUUUCCAAGAAUUUCCAAGGAUCACGUUAUCGAUAUCAUGUUACAGAUCCAAUCCUUUAUUCAGUAAAAUGAACCUCAACAGUGAAAUUCUCGGGUAACACGUGGGUGAAGUUGAACUUGUCAGACGGACGUUGACGUCGUCUUCCGGAACGAGAUGUAAUUAACUCUACUACGCUUACGGUAUUAUUAUUGUGACAUUUACGAUGAUGGAUCGUCGUGGCGUUAGGUUUGAGAUCGAGCUUUCUAUCUGGAUUCAAGCGAUUUCUCUGCCAGUGAGACUCAUCGAAAGUAACCCACUUGGGGUCCAAGUUAAUUAUUAAUGCUUUAGUUAUUAUCAAUUAAAUAUAUUUAUACUCACUGUUGCCUUCAAUGUAUCGCUAUCACUUUGUUCGUGCGCAAGAUAAAUGGAUAGACACUGGUAUUAAUCGAUGAUACGUUAAGACAUUGCCUCCAAGUAUAAUACCUUAAGAAAACUCAUUAAAAUAUACGUGUAACAUGCGAUAACUCCCUAAUCAAUGAAGGCGAAAUAAAAUACGAGUAAUAAUUGCCGAAACAUUUGUUAGAACAUUUUGCAAAGUGACGUCUUUUGACGUUUUGCGGUAUCUGCGCAACAUGUAAAAUGGACAAGCUUUCUUCGUACAAAUUAGAUGUAGAACAACGGCGACUCGGCUACCAACGAACGUGCAUUUAUAUUUUUUCUACAUCCACUUACUGUGCUACUGUAAUUAAUGAGUAGUAUUAUAACUGGAUACUCGCGAACAGGCAUACUUUUGAUAUAGCUGGAAACACUUGACGCGACUCUCUAUACGCGAACCCGAAUACUACGACUGCCUAUAUACGUAUAAUUAGUUAUACAGAAUAUAUAUUGCACCAUAUAUUUGCGACGCACAUGAUGCAUACGUAUCUGUAUCUUGUGAUGUAAGUGUAAAUAUAUGCUUUUUCAGAAGGAAGCAUUCAUAUAUUUACGAUAAUCGAUAUCGUCUGAAUUGUUGUGCCAGUUUCGUGUUAGAGCGUGUUUGAAAUUGACUAAAGCACACUGAUGACAUUGAAAUUUUUAGUUUUAGUCAUGAUUUAUGAAAAAAAUAAUAUUCAUACUUACAUACUCACGUGAAAUCUUUAUAGGCUUGAAAUAGGAAGUAAGUAAAUAUACUAUAAUCUCACGCGAGCAUAUACACGUACACGCAAGCAGAGUAGCUAGAAAUAAUCAGCGAAAGAGGAAAUAAAAUAAUAUUUCUGAGAUCACCACGUUCUAUGUGCCUUCUUCCGCUUUCGAUGGAGCUAAUAAAGUGUAAUAUCUACAAGUGCUACACAAGUUUACGAGAAAUCUCGUUUAUUCUCUUAGAGAAAUGACUAGUCAGCCCCAAUUAUUUCUAUUCUGUUAAAAAAGAAACGUUCCGAUUUCUAAUAAAAGUUUAAUCUUGUAUACUUUUUUAUAUUUGAAAACCAUAACCAUAGUCAUGAAACUAAUCCAAUCAAUGCAAUCGUACAAUAUUUUAGUACGCAUUCAGAAGAUAGAUGAGAAAGUCGGUGACUGGAAUAAUCGGCGAACCCAUUCUCGAAAUGACGUAAAAGGACAACGAUUACAAGGGAACAAUGCAAAAUGAUGGAGUCGUUGGCAAAGCGCGCACGAACGAUUGUGUGUGUAUAUACAUAUAAUAAAUGAUUGAUUAUAGACAUGCUGAGUAAAAAGGGAAAAAGAGAAUUAAGUCUCUUUAUAUUUCUAAAAUAUUGCGACUAGCAGUGCAACAUAAAUACUUGAAAUAUUUCUGUGGUAUGCCUUUAUGUCAAAGAUAUUUGUGACAUAAUAUAUGCCUGUAAAAUAUCGUCUCUUUUUUUUAAUAAAAUUACUUCAUGU
This is a messenger RNA of Ooceraea biroi (clonal raider ant), 6371 nucleotides long. It is a transcript of the gene Teh4, whose product is annotated as tipE homolog 4 phospholipid transfer protein. Gene Ontology annotation, cellular component: plasma membrane. NCBI's taxonomy places the organism in Eukaryota, Metazoa, Arthropoda, Insecta, Hymenoptera, Formicidae. The record is from RefSeq and is a predicted model, not a curated record. Gene Ontology annotation, biological process: regulation of sodium ion transport. Gene Ontology annotation, molecular function: sodium channel regulator activity.